GAAAGGAGUGGCUUACAUUUCCUAUACCUGUGCGGCUGGAGAAUGAUUAACUGUCCAUUGUUUUUUCUAAACCUUACAGAUGAGCCAUCAGGUCAUUUGAAAACUGUCAUGUUGUCUUGGGGACACUACGAAGCUAGACGUGAGAUGUGUUGGCAGCUUCUUAAAGAAGGUUUGUAGCUGUUUUGGAGUAAUUAUCAAAAUGGCUAAACAUUCACAUUUGGAAUCCCCAAUUGCACUGAAUAAAGAAUCAAAGUACAUUACUAGAGGCCAGCUACAUUCACUUCUGAAAUCCUAUAAUUGUUAUUAUAAGGACCAAAAGAACCUACAGAUAACGUACCACCAAGAUGACCGUGAACAGAUUGUUUUAUCUGGACUUAGUGAGAUAUUCUGGGGAGUUCAGCGACCUAUCCGAUUUAAAAUUCAAGAUGAAAAAUGUAUUUCCUCAGAAUCUAUCCAACUUCCAGAGGUCAUUGGAUCAAGCAUAGCAAAAAGUGGGAUGAUGCGCUGGGGAGAAUUUGAUGACCUUUAUCACAUUGCAGAAAUAGAGGAGCCUGUAAUAAAUUCAGAUGAUGAAUCCAACUCAAAAAAUGACUAUUUGACAUAUGAAUAUGACACAAGUACCCUCAAACCAAGACUUAGUGAUCAUGCACCUGAUUCGCCAUCUUUAUAUCGAACCAUGAGUGAAGCCGCUUUGGUGAAAAAAAGAAUUCGUCCCAACACACCAGAUAGAGCUCAACUACAGCAGCAUCGGUUUUCUAUCAAUGGACACUUCUACAACUACAAAACAUCAAUUUUUACCCCAGCUUUUGGCUCAGAGACAAAAGUUAUGAUUAACAGCAAUAUGACAACAAAAGAAGUUAUUGAGCAGUUAUUACAUAAGUUUAAGAUUGAAACUAGUCCAAAUGAAUUUGCGCUAUACAUUAUUCAUGCCUCAGGAGAAAAGAAGAAGCUGAAGAGCACAGACUGUCCACUUUGGGAAAGACUCUUACAGGGUCCUUCGGGAAACAUAGCCAGGAUGUUCCUCAUGGACAGGGAAGCAGAAGAGAUCAGCAGUGAUGUAGCACAGUAUAUUAAAUUUAACCUUCCACUACUGGAAUCAAUUCUGCAGCGAUUGAAUGAGGAAGAGGAAAAAGAAAUUCAAAAAACUAUUGCAAAGUAUGUUAAUGAAAAGUCCAUUGUGCUUCAAUACCUCAAUUCAAAAACUGUUAAAAAAACAGAGACCACCGUUUAGAAUUUUUUGAAGAAAAUCUGGAUAAUAAUGACACAAGGGUAUCGAUUAAAAGACACUGAAAUUGUGACGUUGCUAUACGGUGAAUAUCCCAAGUAAUGGAUAUAAUGCAAUCUUGUUGCAUAUGGAACUUUACACUAAAUAUCACAAGUGGUAAAAGCACCUCAUACUGUUUGGAAUAUUUCACCAACCUGAUUAAUUUAUUUAUUCAUAAAGUGUAUAGAAUAUGUGUGAAUACAGCUUUUUCAUAUUAAAUAUUGCUAGCAUGAAUAAUAAUAAUUUGAUUGUGAAAACAAACUGCUAAAUAUUUUACCAGUUAAGUGUGUUUGAUUUACAGUAUAUGUUGCCAAUUUUAAUAAACCUGUGAAGAUUUUUAGCAAUUCU
Molecule: messenger RNA, 1612 nt
Organism: Pseudophryne corroboree (corroboree frog)
Lineage: Eukaryota; Metazoa; Chordata; Amphibia; Anura; Myobatrachidae
Gene: RASSF6
Product: Ras association domain family member 6
Exons: 11
Coding region: 200-1231 (343 amino acids)
Biological process (GO): signal transduction
Source: RefSeq, a predicted model, not a curated record